This is a messenger RNA of Chrysemys picta bellii (western painted turtle), 3526 nucleotides long. RefSeq names its product ankyrin repeat domain 10 (gene ANKRD10). Gene Ontology annotation, molecular function: protein binding. NCBI's taxonomy places the organism in Eukaryota, Metazoa, Chordata, Testudines, Emydidae. The record is from RefSeq and is a predicted model, not a curated record.
CCCCUAAACCUUCUCCUUGUUAAGCUAAAUAGAUUGAGCUGUUUGAGUCUGUCAUUAUAAGGCAUGUUUUCUAAUCCUUUAAUCAUUAUGGCGCUUCUCUGAACCCUCUCUGUUGCAUGGUGAGUUACCAUAUUUCCUUUAUACCCAAUCUUAAAUCCACUGAGAGUUUUUAAUGCGUUUUAUUUUCUGUAUGCCGUUCAUAUAUCCUGUUUUCUCAGCAGAGAAGUACAGUUAGUAAUCAAAGUUCUCUUAAACCUAAACCUAUAAAUUAAUAAAUUACAGAUUUAAUUUUAACUUUUUAUUAAACUGGUAGGGACAGUCACUAAUGCUACAACACAUUUGCCCAAUUACAGUUGAAGUUUAGAAAAUAUAUGUAGUGAUCAUGUAUUUGUUAAAAUUUUCAAACCAAGAUGCCUGAUUUUAGUCAUUUGACUUGAAAGCUUUGAUCUACAUGCUCUUAAUCUUCAGAAUAAAAUUAAUCAUAGUACAGUGACGCCUAGUACAGUGCCGCCUAGUAUAAAACAAAUGUGUGUUUGUACAUAAGCUAAUUUCCUAGUGAUUCCUGUUCCUGAAGGCACCAAUUUAUGGCAAUUGCGUGACACAAUUUUCCAACCACUUUUCUCUAAGCCAUUACCUUUGCAAUUCUGCUACUCCCCCCUCCCCCCCACACACUAAUCUGACAUCUUUUCAAAGCAUUCUCAGAAUUAUUUUAAGGUCGAAAUAUUAAAAAUUUCAGCAUAGUAUGAUAUGAGAUUGAUUGUCAGAAUAAAGAGACACUGCCAAAGUGAUCAUAUUUGAAAAGGCAACCAAAAAACCCAAACAGAUCCUUUUGCUAUGUUACCAGUGACUGCACUACAGACAUUUUAAAUGGAAAGAAUUGUAAUACACAUACUCUUCAGCAUUUUUGGAGUAUGAGUUUCCAAAACUGCAGGGAAAUACUAAAGUAGAAUUUUUAGUUAUCAUUCUUUAUUGCAUACUCUUCAUGCGCCUUUCCUUUUAAACUUUCCUAAAAACAUUUAAGUUCACAGUAGGUUUUUUUAUUCAAAAAACUAAAAUUCUAGCAAAUGCUACUUGACAGUGUCUAUUUAAAGUUGCAUUCACAACUUUCCAGAUCAGAAACUUAGCACCUUUUCUGACAGAAGCAAACAGAAUACAAAUCCCUACUGUAAUCAUCUCUAAAGUAUCAGUUUUUUCCCUAUCAAAUUAAUGGUGUUGGAUUUGUUUAAAACUUUUUUUUUUCCCAAGAAUUACAUUUCUUUUGGCUAUUUCUUUAGUGACUGAGAAACCUGGAAUUGUUGGUGAAGGCCCAGUUUAUUAUUUUGUUAGUCAUGUUCAGCCUGCUUCCACUAAUGCUGGAGUGUCUAAUGCAGUUAGUGAGAGUUGGCGCUACUGUAAAUGCCUGUACAACACGUUUUGCCCAAACACCAGCCCAUAUUGCUGCUUUUGGAGGACAUCCUCAGUGCCUGAUCUGGUUGGUUCAAGCAGGGGCCAACAUAAACAAGCAGGAUUAUGUUGGUGAAACCCCUAUUCAUAAAGCAGCACGAUCUGGUAGUAUGGAUUCCAUAAGUGCCCUUGUAGCUCAUGGAGCUCAAAUAGACUUGAGAAAUGCCAGUGGACUGACAGCAGCAGAUCUUGCACAUACCCAGGGCUUCCAAGAGUGUGCCCAGUUUCUCUUGAAUCUCCAGAACUGUCACCUGAACCGUUUCUUUAGCAAUGGCACGUUAAAUGGAGGUCCCAAUCCAGUCAAUGGUGGGACAAGUCGAAAGAGAUCCUUUGAAGAUGUGGAUUCUGCUGGAGUAAAGAAAGCUAGGACUGAAGCUCAUAGCUUUGAUGGCUUAAUACCAAUGAUGAAUGGAGGAAAUGAGGAUGAUGCUGACAAUAUGCACAUUGAUAAAGAGCUUGCUGUUGUAUCAGAUAUGAAUAGCAGUAGCUCCGUUUUGAAUGCAUUGACAAAUGGAUGUACCAUCAAUGGACAUUUGGACUUCACCGCCAUAACACAGUUCAAUGGAAUGGAUGCCAGGCAUGGAGAAUGUUUAACAUUAAUACCUAAUGGAAUAACUCCUGGUGUCGCUUCUGCCAAUAGGCACAGAAUUCACACCAGUAAUGGCACUGAAGAACCAGAAAAAGCCAUGAAUACUUCUGCCGAUAUGUGUGGUUCACUGCAUCUGAAUGGAAGCCCAAGUAGCUUUGUGUCUAACAGGCCCUCAUGGGUUGAAGAUCUUGGAGAUACUUUGCACUAUGGGCAUUAUCAUGGUUUUGGGGAUACUGCUGAAAGCAUCCCUGAACUUAACAGUGUUGUUGAGCAUUCCAAUUCUGUUAAAGUUGAACAGAAAUACGAUAAUACUGUCUUAGGCACAAUGUAUCUUUAUCAUGGUUCCUAAAUCAACAUAUUCUUGUUUGUCAAAUUCAUGUUGAAAUUGUUAGCAAAUGUGACAAAAAAUUCUCACCUAGCAUUAAAUCUGAAGAAUGCAACUAUUACUAUUUUUACACUUUGUUUAUAUAAAAAGUAAACCUUUCAUUUGACAGUCUUCUACUAUAGUUCUAAUUUGUUGCAUGUAUGGGGCUUAUUUAGUGAUGCAAGUAGGUGGUGUUACAAUGAAAUGUUUAUUCUUUGCAUUUUACUAUGGAAUGUUGUGGUUUUGUACUUUUUUUUAAUUUUUAUUUUUUUAUUUCCAAGCUAGUGAACAUUAUCUUUCCCCUUUUUAAAAAAUGUUUUCCCUCUUAUUAAUAUGAUCACACUGUAUUGAAUUUUGUGCAGAAAACAAGUUGUGUGUUUGUGCAUCACUCUUGAAGUAAAUAUUUUCCUUUUUUGUAUUUUCUGCUGAAGCUAUGGUAGCAACAUCAAUGCCAGCUGUCACUAUGCAAGGUUUGGAAAGUGGUGUUCUUAAAGGAGUUUCUCUGAUUUACAAAUUUGUGCGUUUAAUAGAAUUGAAAGUUCAUCUUUACUUUCUAUGACAAAUGAAAUGUUAAAAAUGCAACGACAAACUUCUGAAAAAUGUUUCACUUUAAUGUAGCAUAGGAAUUAUUUUCUUCUUUGUUAGGGCCCUUUGCAUUAUAGAAGUGGAAAAGCAGAUUACCCAUAUUGGUUGCAAGUCACGGUUGGUUCUGAUUUUUGGCCUUUUUUAUUUUGCUUCUCUACUUUAAAUGUGUGCUUGAUAUUUUACCAUAGCUCACAGCCUGGAGGCAUGUUGGCACUGUUUUUGCUUUUUAUGCAAUUUAAAAUUACUGCUACUUGUUAUAGAAAUCGUCAGGUCAAAAUAUUUGACUGAUUUUGAUAUACUGUACAUAUAUUUUGUUUGCUUUGUGUUUUUUUACAACUGCUUUGAAAAUCUAAUGCUGUGUAUAUCUAGCCAGUUAAGAUACUUUUAGGGCUAUGUUAACUGAAAAUACAUUGUAUUUAAAGCUUAUUACAAAAGUAAACAUUCAUACAAGUGCUCUGUACAAACAUUAAAUAAUGUAAGAUACUACUUUUGUGAUUUGAUAAACGAACGGUGGGAGAAUAUAUUAAACAAGAGAAAGCCAGUAA